Sebastes umbrosus (honeycomb rockfish) is the source of this 2609-nucleotide messenger RNA. RefSeq lists its product as uncharacterized. The coding region runs from base 149 to 2581 and encodes 810 amino acids. The transcript has 2 exons. NCBI's taxonomy places the organism in Eukaryota, Metazoa, Chordata, Actinopteri, Perciformes, Sebastidae. The record is from RefSeq and is a predicted model, not a curated record.
AGCCCUCGUCCCGUUGAGUCGCCCUCCAGCUCGAGUCACAUGACGUCAUACCAGAAUCCACUGUGUCCAGCUGAUCUACAGGGGCAGUUAACGCCCGGAGCGCCGGGUCCUGGUUACUACUACUACUGCUAUUACCAGGCCGGAGAAGAUGGGGUGCUGCUUUAGUAAGGAGCUCAACCCCGGCCUGCAGAAUGAGAGGAGCAGUCUGUUACGGCCCCCGCUCCACGAUGGGCUGAAUGAGGUCACAGACCGGGUCAGGCAGCACGCCGCGGCUGUAGCGCAGCAUGUGUGCUUGGACGAAGAGGAGACAUGUGUGGCAGACGGACCGGCCCUGAGGACGCCUCUGGAAGAUGAGGAAAGACCUCCAGAACUGGACAACAACGUUAGGACAGAGGCGGUCAGCGGGGACGGCACCACGCGGAGUGACGGGGAUCUUAAACCAGCCAGCCCACACGAGGAGACGGAGGCUAUUAUUAUCACAACCAGCACAAACGUACAUACAAACACGGACACAGAGCCAGGCAUGACACAUGCCGCUAGGCCCAGCUGUGAGCCGGCGCCGUAUAUGGAGGUGCCCACACAGAGUCCAGCCAAAGCGAAGAUUCUGGAAAAUGCCACACUCAGGGCGUCAUGGUUCCAUCAGCAACAGGACGGGCAGAAGCACAAGCCGGCAAAAAGUUGGUUAUCCUCUCGCUCUGCUAAGUGCCAGGGCAACGUCCCAGAGAGUGAGGCGUCACAUGACCAGCCGCAGCCGCCACUGGUCAGCGCGUGUCAGGAGACACAGCGGGAUUCCCCCAGAGCCAAGCUGGAGGAGGAGGAGGAGGAGGAGGAGGAGGAGGAGGAGGAGGAGGAGGAAGGUGAGGAGGUCUGUGUCACUACAACAGCACUGUGUCAAGGUUUUGAAACAAGGAGCUUCUACAGCAUAUGUUCCAUCGACGCUGAUGACCUUGAACAUGACCACGACCACAGCCAGUCCCAAACAGCUGGAGCAGCACACUCACUGCACACAGCUGCAGUAGAAACUCUGCCGUGCAUACUGGAGUCUCCGGUCUCCAGCCAGUCACACACACAGGCACCAGCUGCCUGGGACCAGAUCUGUGUCACAGAGUCUACAAUGACCAGCCAGUCACGUGAUGAGGAACCAGCGCCAGUCCAAUCACACUCAGACAGUCCACUCACCUUACCUCAUCCUGUUGCAUCCCCACAGCUGGUAGACGCUCCGUGUGACCCGCUGCCUCCGUCCAGCAAUCAAAUAAACAGCGAGGAACCUCAGGCGUCCACACCAGACGGCUCACAGCCUGAAGAUCUGAACCGCCAGACAGCUACAGAUGAAUCCAGGGAUGACAUGUUGAUGAGGUCACACGCAGAUGAUAGUGCAUGUGUGGAGGAGGAGGAGGAACUUGUGGAGGGAUCAGAGGAGGGGGUGAACUUGGGGGACCACGGAGCAGCAGAGGAGGAAGAGUUGGAUCAGAGCCUUGAUUCUGACUUCAACCCUCUGGACGAUCAUCUGCAGGAGUCUGACCUGUCAACAGAGCAGCACAUGCAAAGUGUACAACCAGCAGCUGAAACUCCCGAACUGGACACUUCCAGUUCUUCACAGCUCGACCUCAACCUGGAACCGCUGCUCAAGGAGGCGGUUGUUUUGCCUCCGUCUGGAGGACAGAUCGAGGUGGAUAAGCAGAGUGAGGCUAUCCCUGUGAGUGUCAGCAGAGGCCACACUGAGGAGGGCGACGUCGGAACAGCAGAUACGACUCUCACCGAGGUGUCCUCCGUUUCCACCAUCUCCGCUGCAACAUCACUGCCCGUCGAACUGACCGCCUUCUCUCGCCACACAAACCUGACACCUCCCUCAGACUUAAAAACCACAUCUCACCAGCGAGACUCCGACAAAUUAGAUGUCAAUUCAAACGAUCCAGUGUUUGAACUGAGCAGCAUUGAGCCUCCUAGUCAGGAUGUUGAAGCUCCACUCACUGAAUCUGAGCACAUUGAUGAUGGGUGUGACGACUGUGACGAACCACUCGACAGCUCUGAUGUGGAAGUCGAAGGUGCCGUGGCGUCAGACGAGUCUUUUCAGGGUAUCUUCAUGAGCGGUGAUGUCAGACAGGCUGUCAACAACAUAAACCUAGAAAUCUGUCAGGACGGCAAACAUGUUGAGAGAGGUGAUGCUACAGAUGUUUCACCUGAAACAGCCUCUCACCUAAGUGACCCGUUAUCAGAGCAUUGUGACGGUGGCCUAGAUUUAUUAACCUCUAGUGUUUGCUCUGACUGUAUGAACCCUGAAGUCGCCAUCGGCCUGCAGCACGACACUGCAGACUGUUUAACUCAACCUGGAGAUUCAUCAGAUGAAAUCCACUCAGAGGAAAUGAAUGAGAUACAGGAGGAGACAUCUGUACCUGACAGUGAUAUUCCUCCAGAAACUCCCAUUAUUCCAGCUACUGAGACACCGCCCCACGGCGCCGAGGUCGAUACCAGCAUCUGUGACGACUCCCAUGUGAUUCCUGAUGACUUCCGCUGUCCAGAUGACAAACCCUCGGGUUUGGAGGACCCCACCGUGACCUCUGUGGACCCAGAAUCAGAUUGAUGCUUACGCCUCUACGCCGUCAUACGAG